UUCUCCGCAGCACUUGGCGCAGUGUGCGCCAUCUGCGUGGCCGCAUGCCGCACGCCGGUGACCGGGCCGGGGCUGCGGAGAAUCCUCCCUUCUGGAGCGAGAGGCGGGCCUUCGGGAGCAGGAAUGCGCUGGAAGGUUUCCUGCAGCUCCGCUUCACACGCCGGAGAGCGUCAGCCCCGCGUCUCACUAUGGACAUGUGGCCGCUGGUGCUGCUGUUGGUCCAGCUCUGCUUGUGCUCCGGGUACGAAGGGUCAGGACACUACACCCACGGAGACGACGAGGACUGGUAUUCUCGUAGAUAUAAAGGGACGCCGUGGUGCGCGCCCAUCAAGGUGAAGCACGGGGACGUGAGCUGCCGCACCCCCAGGGGGGAGCACUACCGCAACGUGAUGGGGACGCGCUGCAAGAUCCGCUGCAAGCAGGGCUACGAGACGCAGAGCACGGAGGUGGUGUGCAUGGCCAGCAAGCACUGGUCCUCCAACUACGCCUGCAGACAGAUCCGCUGUCCGAAGCCCAACAUGCCCGUUAACGGGGGCUACAAGUGCUCCGACGGCUCCUACUUCAGCUCUCGCUGCGAGUUCUUCUGCUCCCCGGGGUUCAGCCUGAAGGGCCAGAAGACGGCCACCUGCCAGCACACCAGCACCUGGAGCGCUGCUGUGCCCACCUGCGUCGAUGUUGAUCCUCCAAAAAUCAAGUGUCCCAAUGUGAAGGACAAGUGGGCGGAGCCAGGCAAACUGACGGCGAAGGUGACGUGGGACACACCGGAGGGAGACGACACCGCCGACGGCAUCCUCACUGAUGUCACCCUCAAAGGGAGGCCUCCGAAGUCCGACUUCCCCGAGGGGCUUCACAAGAUGUCCUACACGGUGUUUGACCGCGCCGGGAACAAAGGCGCCUGUCGCUUCACGGUGCGGGUGCGAGUGCGCCGCUGCAGCCCGCUGGUCGCCCCCGACAACGGCUACAUGAAGUGCGACAGCGACCGAGACAACUACGGCGCCACGUGCAGCUUCACCUGCACGGGCGGCUUCGAGCUGCAGGGCAGCGCCGCCAGGGUGUGUCAGCACGGGCUCACCUGGUCCGGCACGGACACAGUGUGUGCACCCAUGAGCAUCAACGUGGGAGUGCGGACGGCUGACGCGCUGCUGGACCAGUUCUACGAGAAGCGACGGCUCCUCAUUAUCUCGGCCCCAACGGCUGCCAAUCACAAUUACCGCUUCCAGAUGACCAAUUUGCAGCCGGCUCAGUGCGGACUGGAUCUGAGACAUGUGACGGUAAUUGAGCUGGUGGGGACUUAUCCUGCACAGAUCGGCCGGAUAGGACACAGGCUGCUCCCCCCAGGGCUGGCCCUGCAGCUCAGGUUGCUGCUCCGGAUCCCACAGAGGUCCUUCCAAAUGCUGCUGCUGGAUAAGCAGGGCAUAGACAAGCAACGCUACCCGUUCCCCGUGACCGCAGCGGAGCUGUUCACCACCGUCGACACGUUCCCCCUGCGCAGGGACGAGAUGGCGCUGCAGCAGGAGGCGGGUCAGAGCUGUCAGUCAUAACCCCCUCCCCCCACGGACGGUCAGACACCUUUGAUCUAUUCCUCCUCUGUUGUUUGUCUACAUCACACAUUCCUACCUGAGCUCGUUCAGCCUGAAAUCACAAGGGUGUGUGUUUGUUUGGAUGUGUGUGUGUGUGCGCGUGUGUCUAAAAUGGUGCUGACCUGAAACAAGCAGAAUUAUUGGAACGACGUUACUAAAUGAAAUGGGUCCUAGAGUGCAUUACAAUCAUAUUGAUUCAUGUGUCUUGUGUGCCUUUAUAUUUUAUUAUUAUUAAUGUUUUCUAAGCAGAAAUGUUUUGUACAAAAGGUCUUUUCCUUCCUGACCUGGAAACGUGUUCGCCUGUCUAAUAUUUAUGUCACUUCUCUAAUGAUGUACUCUGACACUCUGUCACUGAUUAAAUGUCUGCCACAAAAAUCUAAA
This is a messenger RNA of Betta splendens (Siamese fighting fish), 1961 nucleotides long. RefSeq names its product sushi-repeat containing protein X-linked (gene srpx). NCBI's taxonomy places the organism in Eukaryota, Metazoa, Chordata, Actinopteri, Anabantiformes, Osphronemidae. The coding region runs from base 45 to 1541 and encodes 498 amino acids. The transcript has 10 exons. The record is from RefSeq and is a predicted model, not a curated record.